This is a messenger RNA of Oncorhynchus gorbuscha (pink salmon), 1129 nucleotides long. RefSeq names its product anaphase-promoting complex subunit 16-like. Gene Ontology annotation, biological process: protein ubiquitination. The coding region runs from base 165 to 491 and encodes 108 amino acids. Gene Ontology annotation, cellular component: kinetochore; anaphase-promoting complex; cytosol. NCBI's taxonomy places the organism in Eukaryota, Metazoa, Chordata, Actinopteri, Salmoniformes, Salmonidae. The transcript is spliced from 4 exons. The record is from RefSeq and is a predicted model, not a curated record.
GGAUAGACAUUCCGCGCUCGCAACAAAUGAAUGAUGCGCCGACAUCAACAUUUGUUUUAUAUAUCGCCCAAGCCGUAAAGCGGGUAUUAUUGUUGGGGUAGCUAACCAGAAACAUAAACAAAAGCAGAAGUUAGCCUGCCGCUUUCUCCAUCACCAGUGUUGGAAUGGCAGCCUCCUCCUCAUCCUCCUCUGCCGGAGGGGUUAGUGGAAGCUCCGUGACUGGCUCAGGAUUCAGCGCGUCUGAACUCAUCCCCCCGCGUAAGGUCCUCUACACGUAUCCCAAAGGAGCCGGAGAGAUGAUGGAAGACGGCUCAGACAGGUUUCUGUGUGAGUCUGUGUUCAGCUACCAGGUGGCGUCAACACUGAAACAGGUGAAGCACGACCAACAGGUAUCUAGAAUGGAGAAACUGGCCAGUUUGGUUGAAGAGCUGGAAGCAGACGAGUGGCGUUAUAAACCAAUAGAACAGCUUUUGGGAUUUACUCCGUCUUAAAGUCCAAAUAAAGACCUGCUCAGUAGCCGCUGGCUGGUCACCACUGGAGAAACAUGUUGACCCCAGAACACUACUUUAUUUCCAACACAUUUGGGUUAUUGUCAUUUGUUGUGUCAUUCCCACAGGGAAGGAUGUUCCUGCCUGUUUUUUUUAACCUUUAUUUAACCAGGCAAGUCAGUUAAGAACAUAUUCUUAUUUUCAAUGACGGCCUGGGAACAGUGGGUUAACUGCCUGUUCAGGGGCAGAAUGACAGAUUUGUACCUUGUCAGCUUGGGGAUAUGAACUUGCAACCUUUUGGUUACUAGUCCAAUGCUCUAACCACUAGGCUACCCUGCCGCCCCGGCUACCCUGUUAUUGGCCAAUGUUUAGCUGAGGUCACUAACUGGAGGAAGGAACACCCUGAUCUGAGAGAGAUAUUGUUGUGACCUAAAAAAAAAAAAUUAUCACAGCAAUGAAUUAUGAAUUGAGUAAUUAAUCAUGUUAUAGUGGGGAAAUUGAUGCAUUCAUGUUUUACUUAGUGUUUUUUUAUUUUUAUAAAUGAAAUAAGAUGGAAUCCUCUUCCUAUGUAUUAAAAUGAAAACAUGAUGUACUUGGAUUAUCAUUUAUUAAAUAUUUAAAUAAAAAAUAUACAGAAUCAA